UGUUUUUAAUGCGAAAGUUCUCUGGAGGUAUACGGCUAAAGUGAAUCACUGGGAUUUCGAAGGGCUAGCAAGAUAUACUGAUAACGAGAAUUUACUACACAGCAUACACAUUCACAGAAAUAAUGUGUAUGUCCUUUCAAGAAGUGGCGAUGUUUUUCUCUUGUGCUGCAAUACAUUUCUGAAAAUAUUUCACUUAAGUGCAUCCCUUUCGACAAAAUUGCCUAAGGAUUCAGUGCCAUUAAUGUUUUAUACUUGCAUCCUUCUAAGAAAUGUACCAAAUGCCAAGCCUUGUGAUGCAGUAAACCGAUACGGAAAAUACGACUUUUUGAAAAGCAUAUCUCGGGAGGGAGUCACAUGUGUUUUAGAACACGGUCAUGCUACACUAUUUGGAUAUAUAAAUGGAGAAAUAGAAAUAUAUCUUAAUAAAAAUUUAAUAGAUUCAGAAGUACCCGAGUUAAAGUUCAAUUUGCAAACUUAUAUAGAUGACAUAAGCGACGAGAUCCCUAACCUGAAAAUCAGAGCACUCGACAUUUACUACGAUAACACAAGACAUCAUUUGUUUGUGACGACAUGUUAUCACGUCUUUGAAUUGUUACUAUGUUUUUAAGUUUGUUGUAUCAAAAAUAAUUAAACUCUACUGUAUAUAAUUUAUAAAAAUCAUUUUUUAAUAAUAUUAAUGUUUAAUACAUCUACUACGUCCAUAAAUUGAAUAACACAUUUCUCUUACAUACUUCACAUAUGUACUUAUUAAUAAAUCUUUUAAUGUUUAUAUCAACCUAACCUAACCUAACCAUGUUUAUCUCAAUUUAUUGUAGUGAUUUUAAUAUACUCUUUACUCUCA
Bicyclus anynana (squinting bush brown) is the source of this 841-nucleotide messenger RNA. RefSeq lists its product as uncharacterized. Bases 242 to 607 code for a protein of 121 amino acids. NCBI's taxonomy places the organism in Eukaryota, Metazoa, Arthropoda, Insecta, Lepidoptera, Nymphalidae. The record is from RefSeq and is a predicted model, not a curated record. The transcript is spliced from 3 exons.